GCAGAGCACCCCACUCCUUUGAAGAGCUCAAAGGAAGAUGUCAGCCCAGUCUCUUCCUGCAGCAACACCCCCUACCCAGAAGCCCCCUCGGAUCAUCCGCCCCCGCCCCCCCUCUCGUCCUCGCACUGCCCAGUCCCCAGGACUUCCCCAUAACGGCUCCUCUCCACGAGAACCUCCCCUCACCUCCAAUGAUGCACCAUCCCCAAUGUGCACCCCUAUCUUCUGGGAGCCGCCAGCCUCGUCCCUCAAGCCCCCUGCCCUUCUGCCCCCCUCAGCCUCUAAAGCCAGCCUUGACUCCCAGACUUCCCCAGAGUCGCCUUCUAGCACCCCUAGUCCAGUGUCUCGGCGCUCUGUCUCCCCAGAACCUGCUCCCCGGUCUCCAGUCCCCCCACCCAAACCCUCCGGGUCACCCCACACACCUCUGCCCCUGCUCCCCGCGGCCCAGGUCCUCACCCAGGAUGGCCCUGCCUCGGCCCCAGGCACUGUGCAGGAUGGCUCUGCCUUGGCCCCAGGCACUGUGCGGGAUGGCUCUGCCUCGGCCCCAGGCACUGUGCGGAGACUGGCUGGCAGGUUUGAGUGGGGAGCUGAAGGCAAGGCCCAGGCUGAGGACGAUCUGGAGCCAGGUCCCCAAGGGGUAGCGGAUGUCAACGGGGAGAGGGAGACUCCCCAGGGCAUCCUCACCAGGAGUGGGUCCCAGCAGAAUGGUGCUCCAGAUGCUGCCCUGGCCUGCCCUCCUUGCUGCCCCUGUGUCUGCCAUGUAGCCCGGCCUGGUCUGGAGCUCCGAUGGGUCCCUGUGGGGAGCAAAGAGGACGGUCCCAAGGCUCCCUGCAGGGCCUCCCCACUGCGGGCCUCCCGCUCCCGCCCCAACCCUCCAAGCAUCAGUCACCCCCCAGUCGUCCUCACAUCCUACCGCUCCACUGCUGAGCGCAAACUCCUGCCACCCCUCAAACCUCCCAAACCAACUCGGGUCAGGCAGGAUGCCACCAUCUCUGGGGAUCCCCCACAUCCAGAUCUCGAUGUGCCCUCUGAAGAUGGAAUCCAAACAGGGGACAGUCCGGAUGAAGCUCCUCAGAAUGCUCCCCCAGCAACCAUGGAGGACAGGGACGAAGAGGGGCUGGAUGAGCUGAAGGAGCAGAACUGGGAGCUACCCCUGCAGGAUGAGCCCCUGUACCAGACCUAUCGAGCAGCCGUGCUGUCAGAGGAGCUGUGGGGGGUCGGUGAGGAUGGGGGUCCCUCUCCAACAAACCCUGGAGAAGCUCCCACCUUCCCAAGACCCCCUGGACCUCGCAACACCCUGUGGCAGGAGCUUCCGGCCGUCCGAGCCAGCGGCCUCCUGGACACCCUCAGCCCCCAGGAGAGGCGCAUGCAGGAGAGCCUGUUCGAGGUGGUGACAUCCGAGGCCUCCUACCUGCGCUCCCUCCGGCUGCUGACGGACACCUUUGUGCUGAGCCAGGCUCUCAGGGACACGCUCACCCCCCGCGAUCACCACACCCUCUUCUCCAAUGUGCAACGAGUCCAGGGAGUCAGUGAGCGCUUCCUAGGGACGUUACUGUCCCGUGUGCGCUCUUCCCCGCACAUCAGCGACCUGUGCGACGUGGUGCAUACCCACGCCGUGGGGCCCUUCUCGGUGUACGUGGAUUACGUGCGGAACCAGCAGUAUCAGGAGGAGACCUACAGCCGCCUCAUGGACACGAACGUGCGCUUCUCCGCGGAGCUGCGGCGGCUGCAGAGCCUCCCGAAGUGCGAGCGGCUCCCGCUGCCGUCCUUCCUGCUGCUGCCCUUCCAGCGCAUCACGCGGCUCCGCAUGCUGCUGCAGAAUAUCCUGCACCAGACAGAGGAGGGGUCCACCCGCCAGGAGAAUGCCCAGAAGGCCCUGGGUGCUGUCAGCAAGAUCAUUGAGCGUUGCAGCGCCGAGGUGGGGCGCAUGAAGCAGACUGAGGAGCUGAUCCGGCUGACGCAGAGGCUGCGCUUCCACAAAGUCAAGGCCCUGCCCCUGGUCUCCUGGUCGAGGCGCCUGGAGUUGCAGGGGGAGCUGACGGAGUUAGGGUGCCGCAGGGGGGGCGUGCUCUUCACCUCGCGUCCCCGCUUCACCCCCCUCUGCCUGCUGCUCUUUAGUGACCUGCUGCUCAUCACUCAACCCAAGAGUGGGCAGAGGUUACAGGUUCUGGACUACGCCCAUCGCUCCCUGGUCCAGGCCCAGCAGGUUCCAGACCCAUCUGGACCCCCUACAUUCCGCCUCUCCCUUCUCAGCAACCACCAGGGCCGCCCCACCCACCGGCUACUCCAAGCUUCAUCCCUAUCAGACAUGCAGCGCUGGCUGGGAGCCUUCCCUACCCCAGGCCCCCUUCCCUGCUCCUCAGACACCCUCUAUGAGGACUGUGACUGUUCCCAGGAGCUGUGUUCGGAGCCUUCUGCACCAGCCAAGACCGAGGGACGGAGUUUGCAGUCCAGGGCUGCCCCCAAGCACCUGCACAAGAGCCCUGAGGGCUGGCUGAAGGGGCUUCCUGGGGCCUUCCCUGCCCAGUUGGUGUGUGAAGUCACAGGGGAACACGAAAGGAGGAAGCACCUUCGCCAACACCAGAGGCUCCUUGAGGCUGUUGGGCCCUCUUCAGCCACCCCCAGUGCCCCCCCACCCUAAUGCAGGCUGAGGAGGGGGCACAGGUUGGGAUAGCUGCAGUGAGGCAUGGAGAGGACAAAGCCCAUCCAUCCACUGGAUUCGCUGUCAGUGAAAACGCUACCUCUAGUGGCAACCAAUAGGGACCGAGCUUCAGGACAGAGCAGCCAAUGAAAAGAGGGCUGUCGGAGCCCAGGCAACGAAGGAGAGUGGGGAUGGCCUGGGUGUGUUGCCAAUGGAGACAGAGCGGCCAAUGGGUGCUGAGCUGGCUGAGUCCUUGGCUAAUGAGUAUCCCUGCUAUGCUCACAGCCAAAGAAGACAAAGCUAGGUCAAUGCGGUUUAAAAAAGGGCCGAGUUGGAGAUAAAGUCCUAGGAUUAAAAUAGCCAACAGUAAUGAGCAGGGACCCAUCCAGCCAAAGAAGAUGGUGAUCUGGGCCCAAGACACCAGUAGUGACGCUGCUUGUUUCUACAGCAACAACCUGGCCUGCCCUUUGAGUCUGGGAAGUGUUAGAUUCCAUUCCCAGGGUGCCUCAUGUGCCCUCUCAAGCCACUUCUUCUCUUCUAGAAGAAUCCAGAGUGUGUUUCUCAGAGAAUCUGUGUGUGUGCGCAUGUGCGUAUGUGUGCGUAUUAGGGAAGUUGAUUCUGCUGAACGUGAUGUGUGGUGUGUGUGUGUCUUGGCCCCCUCCCAGAUGACUGGGUGCUCCAUUUCUUCCCUCAUCCUCCGUUUUUCGUAUUAUUCUCUCCAAGACACUAGGUCUGAGCUCCAGAGGAGAAUGCACUGGGUGUGGCAGCCAGAGGCCAGAGCUGGGGA
This is a messenger RNA of Diceros bicornis minor, 3425 nucleotides long. It is a transcript of the gene ARHGEF15, whose product is annotated as Rho guanine nucleotide exchange factor 15. Bases 38 to 2638 code for a protein of 866 amino acids. Gene Ontology annotation, biological process: activation of GTPase activity. The transcript is spliced from 15 exons. Lineage: Eukaryota; Metazoa; Chordata; Mammalia; Perissodactyla; Rhinocerotidae. Gene Ontology annotation, molecular function: guanyl-nucleotide exchange factor activity. The record is from RefSeq and is a predicted model, not a curated record.